Messenger RNA from Helicoverpa zea (corn earworm), 1215 nucleotides. RefSeq names its product probable maleylacetoacetate isomerase 2 (gene GSTz1). Gene Ontology annotation, molecular function: glutathione transferase activity; maleylacetoacetate isomerase activity. NCBI's taxonomy places the organism in Eukaryota, Metazoa, Arthropoda, Insecta, Lepidoptera, Noctuidae. Gene Ontology annotation, biological process: glutathione metabolic process; L-phenylalanine catabolic process. The record is from RefSeq and is a predicted model, not a curated record. The coding region runs from base 16 to 819 and encodes 267 amino acids. Gene Ontology annotation, cellular component: cytoplasm; mitochondrion. The transcript has 5 exons.
AUUGAUAAAUAGCGAAUGAACUUUGUGCAACACUUUGCUAUUUCAGUGAUAAAGGGUCUGAUUAUUUAUUAUCAAAAAACAAAACAAAGUUUUGUCGUUUUAUUUGUGAAGAAGUACAUAAACGCCGUCAAAAUUACUUACUACUCGAAGUACAACGGGAAUAUUUCCGCCAUGGCUAAGCCAGUAUUAUAUUCAUACUGGCGAAGCUCAUGUUCGUGGCGGGUGCGGAUUGCACUCAACUUGAAGGAGAUACCUUAUGAUAUCAAGGCUGUCAGCCUGAUAAAGGGUGGCGGGGAACAACACUGCAAUGAGUACCGGGAAGUCAACCCUAUGGAGCAGGUCCCAUCUCUGUGUAUAGAUGGGCACACCCUUGUGGAAUCUCUGAAUAUAAUGCAUUACUUGGAAGAGACAAGACCAAAUCAAAGGCCUCUGAUGCCCCAAGAUUGCUUUAAACGCGCAAAAGUUCGGGAAAUCUGCGAGGUGAUAUCCUCAGGCAUUCAGCCUUUGCAGAACUUGAUAGUUCUCAUCUACGUUGGGGAGGAGAAAAAGAAGGAGUGGGCUCAGCACUGGAUAACCCGAGGUUUCAGGGCUGUCGAGAAGCUUCUCUCAGCCUGUGCUGGGAAAUACUGUGUGGGCGAUGAGAUUACUCUGGCUGACUGCUGUCUUGUGCCUCAAGUUUUCAAUGCUAGAAGGUUUCACGUAGACCUUCGCCCGUUCCCCAUAAUUCUCCGCAUAGACCGUGAGCUGGAGAAUCACCCAGCGUUCCGCGCCGCCCACCCCUCCUCGCAGCCCGACUGCCCGCCAGAGGUCGCCAAAUGAGCCCGAAACGACGCCACGUCCACAUAUUGGCCGCACACAUCAAAUACCUCGCUUUUACAGCGAUACGUUUGAAUUUAGAACUGUGGAGGACCAGAUGAAGAAAGGUUGCCUAUCUCUGGUGAACAGCACAAGCAAUGCAGGGUGGUUUUUAUUAUUAUCUAUGGUUUCAUCUAUUGAUACAAUGCAAUAUUUAAAGGAAUAUAAUGGUAGGAUCCUGCUUCUGUGUAUAACCAAUCUGUGGACAUGGUAGUGGUAACGGGUAGUUACUUUCUUGUAUGAAGAUUUUUGCAAUUUUAUACAAAAGUCGCUCUUUUUUCUUUGAUUACUCGUCAUAGCCUUAAGCUUUUAUUCUAAUCUAGUCUGAUAAAUAAUUUUAAGCAACUUUUAUAAGGUUUU